Molecule: messenger RNA, 732 nt
Organism: Penicillium samsonianum
Lineage: Eukaryota; Fungi; Ascomycota; Eurotiomycetes; Eurotiales; Aspergillaceae
Exons: 3
Coding region: 85-537 (150 amino acids)
Source: RefSeq, a predicted model, not a curated record
CAUUAGUCCAAGCUGAUCUUGGAGAAUAUUGAGAACCAGAACACAUCCAUCACGGAUUACUCCACGUGCCUAGACAUAUCCAAUAUGUCUGACGAUAAUACCCGCCGCCACUGGCACGGAAGCCCCGGCGACCGUUACGAGCACCUGAAUGUCUGGAUGAACGGCGGUGCCAAGAGCCCCAGUGGUCGCGCUGCCUGGGCGAUGCCUGUGGAUACUAGAAGGGACUCCACCACCUCCACCUCCUCAGAUGGAAACAAACAAACCGAACCCACCUCGCCUAACCUCCCAAGCCUAGGUGAGCGUCGUCGCAGCUCUGCCGGCGCCCACAACGGCCUAUUCUCGAACUUGCGUACGCAGAAGCGUGAAUCUACUGAUGCGGAUAUGGCUACCCGCCGCGCGAGCUGGAAUGACCAGAUGGCUAAGGGGGGUAUGUUCUCGAAGUGGUGGGAGGGAUACACUCGGGGUAGUGGAAGCGGAGGCAGUGGAAGCGGAAGCAGUGGAAGUAGUGGAAGCAGUGGAAGCAGUGGAAGCAAGUAGUUGGUUCUGCUUUUGGUAUUUUGUGUGCUUGGAGAAUUGUGUAUGUACUCGAUAUGCUCGAUGUUGGGGGUUGAUUCUGAAGAGUGAAAUUGGGAAACUUGAAAAAAAAAAAAAAAACAGAAGGGACAUUGGGGUUUGGGGUGUUUUCCAAGUUUUAUUCGAUGAAUCUUAUGAUCACUUUACUUUUUCGAUAAA